AUGAGGUUUUUGAAUGUCGACCCUUCUGAAAUAGGGAUGAUAUUUGAUUCGUGGCAAGAAAUAGAUGUCUAUUUCAAUGCUUAUGGGAAACAGCAAGGCUUUGGGGUGGUACGUGGCCAAAGUGCAUACAAGCACUUUAAAGAUGGAAGUAAGAUAAAACGGGAAGUGACAUGGAAAUGCGACUGUGCUGGUAAACCUGACACUCAAAGGAAGGUCGGUGGUAAAAGAAUUGCUAGGGAGUUUGAAGGAGAACCUGUUGCCACUAAAAAAUCAAAAAAAAUGUGGUUGCGGGGCCAUGUUGUAUGGUUAGAAGAAUUGAAGAAGGUACCGUAUGUUAGGCGUGCACUCCACUUUGGUAAUGAUGUUGGGUUGCCUAACGCAAAACUCCAUAGGUGGUUGGCUAGUCAGCGGAAUGGAUAUGAAAAUGUGGCUUUAACCACAAAGGAUUUGAAUAACUUGGCUGUGAAGGAGAAGAAAUUGAAAUUUAAGGAUGGAGAUGUGAAUGUCAUGAUGAAUUACUUUAAAAUGAUGCAGAAGAACAAUAAGAACUUUUACCAUGUACAUAGGUUGGAUGAUAAUGGAGUUCUUCAGGAUGUGUUGUGGGUAGAUGCACGCAGUAGGACUGCGUAUGAGGAUUUUGAUGAUGUUGUUUGUUUUGACACCACUUUCCUUAUGAAUAAGUAUGACUUGCCCUUUGCAAAUGUUGUUGGUGUUAACCAUCACGGGAAAAAAAUAUUGCUUGGAUGCGCAUUAAUCUCCCACGAGGACACUGAAACCUUUAAGUGGAUGUUUUCAACAUGGCUUGAUGUUGUUGGAGGGGACCCUCCUACGGCUAUACUGACUGGCCAAGAUCCAGCGAUGCGCAAAGCAUUGAAAGCUGUGAUGCCACAAACCAGACACAGAUGGUGUUUGUGGCACAUUACAGAAAAAUUUUGUGUGAAGUUAGGGAAGUGUAAGGGGUACGUAGAUUUUAAGGAGGAAUUGAAAAAUAUAAUCUAUGACAAUUUAUCUAUGGAGGAGUUUGAAUUGAGGUGGAAGGAAUUUAUUGAGAAGCAUAAGUUAGCCAGUAACAUGUGGCUUGCUGUUUUAUAUGAUGAGAGGGAAAUGUGGAUUCCAGCUGCAAUGAAGCAUUUGUUCUGGGCAAGAAUGAAGACUACACAGAGGUCAGAAAGCAUUCAUAAUUUUUUAGAUGAGUUCUUCGGCAGGAACACUAGACUUUGGGACUUUGCUGAGAAGUAUGUGGCUGCUAUGGAGCAGCGAUUGCUGUCAAAGAGGCUGGCAGAUGGUAACUCGGCCAUGUUCCUACGUGGUCUAGUGACUGAUUUCAAGUUUAAGGAAACAUUUCGGAAUGUGUACACUGACUCAAAGUUUAUGGAGGUGCAAAGGGAAUGCAAGAGGCUCAUGUACUGCACUGGUAGUAGCAUGCAUGAGAUAUCUCCCUGCUAUUUCGAACAUUUAAUAAAAGACAGAGUAUAUGUGUGGGUUGAAUUUGAGAAGAAGGAGAAGCCGAUCAACAAACAUUGCCUAAAUUCUCUUGAAACGCAGAAAGUGUCUGAUGUACCUAGUAGGUACAUAUUGGAUAGAUGGCGCAAAGACAUUUACCGGAAGCACACGAGAGUUAAAGUUGCCUUCCAUGAUCCAACAAAAACUCAAGAAGUUGUUCGAUAUGACAAACUGAUGUUGGCAUUUGAGCCUUUGUCAUGUCUUGCUAGCGACAUGGAUGAAACUAUGCAGAUGGUUAUUGAGGGCUUGAAAGAGUUGGAGAUGAAGGUGAAGGAAAAAACUACACCAGUCAUCCCGAUAAGUAGUGUUGGCGAGAUUGGAAACAGGACUACUCCUCCUAGUGUCAAAAAGAAGAAAUGUGUUGGUCCAUCAAGACAAACCCAUCUUCAUUUGCUAGAAGUGUAG
Molecule: messenger RNA, 1908 nt
Organism: Chenopodium quinoa (quinoa)
Lineage: Eukaryota; Viridiplantae; Streptophyta; Magnoliopsida; Caryophyllales; Amaranthaceae
Product: protein FAR-RED IMPAIRED RESPONSE 1-like
Exons: 4
Coding region: 1-1908 (635 amino acids)
Biological process (GO): regulation of DNA-templated transcription
Source: RefSeq, a predicted model, not a curated record